Molecule: messenger RNA, 1412 nt
Organism: Daucus carota subsp. sativus
Lineage: Eukaryota; Viridiplantae; Streptophyta; Magnoliopsida; Apiales; Apiaceae
Product: AT-hook motif nuclear-localized protein 27
Exons: 2
Coding region: 302-1126 (274 amino acids)
Biological process (GO): vegetative to reproductive phase transition of meristem
Cellular component (GO): nucleus
Molecular function (GO): minor groove of adenine-thymine-rich DNA binding; DNA-binding transcription factor activity
Source: RefSeq, a predicted model, not a curated record
AAGAUUAGCACCAAUUGUCUUUGUUAUCAUAUAUACAUCCGUCACUUUCUUAAGUACCACUUCUCCAUCUUCUUCCUUUCCCAUCUUAAAAUAAUUACCUACUCUCUUUCUCUCUGCCUUCUAUCUCUGUGGUGGUGAGAACAGAUCCGACUAUAUUAUAUAUAUUGCAUUUAUAUAUCACAAGUUUGACUCGUUUUUAUUCAUCUGCAACUUGGUUUAGGGUUUUGAUCUCUGUAUAUAUUAUAUGUUUUGUCAUCCCUAGAAACUCCCAGGAAUAUUAGAUAUAAUAAUACACAAUUAGAUGGCCAGUUACGAAACUCCACAGCUUCAAAGUCACGAAGACAACACGAGAGAGCAAGAUGAGAGUAACGCCGUCACAACCACCAGCUCAGGCGGUGGUUCGGGGAGGCGUGUCCGUGGGCGGCCACCGGGGUCGAAGAACAAACCCAAGCCGCCGAUCAUCGUGACUCGUGACACUCCCAACGCGCUCCGAUCUCACGUUCUGGAAGUCUCGCCCAACGCGGAUGUCAUGGAGAGUGUGGUCAACUAUGCGAGAAAGAGGGGAAGAGGGGUUUGUGUCUUCAGUGGGACCGGCACGGUUUCCAAUGUCACGCUUCGCCAGCCGGCGGCUCCUUCCGGGAGUGUCAUCACUUUGCACGGCAGGUUUGAGCUGCUUUCGCUUUCGGGGACGGUGCUUCCGCCCCCGGCUCCGCCAGGCGCUGGAGGGUUAUCCAUUUUUUUGUCAGGGGGUCAAGGGCAGGUGGUUGGGGGGAGUGUGGUGGGCCCUCUAUUGGCUUCGGGCCCGGUUGUUUUGAUCGCGGCCUCUUUCGCCAAUGCGGUGUUUGAGCGAUUGCCAUUGGAAGAUCAGGCCGAAGAUGUUAAUGUUAAUGUUAAUGUUACACCUUCUAUAGGAGGCGACGGUGGUGAUGAUCGCAGUAACAAUAAUAAUAACCAGGUUCAAUCGACGGCUUCACCGUCUUCUGGUGUAACAAGUGGUGGGGGUGGUUCGUUGUUUAAUGUGGGAAACCCUGCGAAUAAUUAUCCAGCAGCGUACAAUUCAGCGGAAUUGCUUGGAUGGGCAGGGGGAAAUAGUAAUGUAGCUGCAGCAAGGCCGCCUUCGUACUGAGUGGCCAAUGUGACAGGGCUAAGACUAAUUGUAACAUAUGGAGAAACAGAAACAACUAAGUAGCAUGCCUCUCCCAGUACUGCUGGUUCCGCCAAUAUAAAAAUCAUCUGGUGUUUUUGAUUAGUGAGAUGAACUUCCAAAGUUAUGCAGUAGCUUAAAGAGAAGAUGGAAGGGUUCAAGUUUUGGUAAAUACUACUCCUAGUUAGGCAGCUGCUAAUUAGCUAGUGUACGUCUUAUCCAACUCUUCUUGCUUAUAAUAUGUACUAAUCAAGUCUUUCUGAUUCAA